CGCGAGAACAGUAUUGGUGAUGGCAUUACCUUAUUGAAUUGACUUGGAAGAAGACCUCCGCCGAGCACUGCUAACCGUCCAGUUCAACAAGAUUACUCCACAAUCGGUCUGAAAAUAGACUACUGCCUCCCCAGUAACAAAUGUUCGAGAAGUUUGCCCAGCUCAUGCAUCACGGCAGCCAUGGUUAGCGUCAGGUCCAUCUCCAUCCUUCUACUCUUUGUCCUCCACAAAAUCGAGCGGGUUUCAUCUGCCAACAACGAGCAGUUCACCUAUGAAGGUUUCACUGGUGCAAACCUCACCCUUGACGGCGCUGCCGCUGUCACGCCAAGCGGCCUGCUUGCUCUAACCAACGACAAGCACACCAAAGGCCAUGCGUUCUUCCCGGCUCCUCUCCACUUCCACAGGCCAGUGAGCGGCACCACCCUCCAGUCAUUCUCAGCCACUUUCGUGUUUGCCAUCAGCUCUGAACACGCCCAGCUGAGCGACCAUGGCCUCGCCUUCGUGCUCGCACCCAGCAGCAACCUCUCGGACGCCACUGGAGCACAGUACUUGGGGCUCCUCAACAUCAGCAACAAUGGCAAGCCCAGCAACCACAUCCUCGCUGUCGAGCUUGAUACCGUCCUCAGCCCCGAGUUCCAUGACAUAGACAGCAACCAUGUCGGCAUUGACGUGAACAAUCUCCAGUCCAUGGAGUCUCACACUGCCGGCUACUAUGAAGACGGCACUGGCAAGUUUCUGAACCUGACACUGAUGAGCCGUAAGGUCAUGCAGCUGUGGGUGGACUACAGUGGCCAGGCCAUGGAGCUCAAUGUCACCUUAGCUCCUCUGGAUGUUGAGAAGCCCAAAGACCCUCUGCUGUCAACCGCCAUCAACCUUUCAGAGAUAGUGAACACUACAGCAUACGUUGGGUUCUCAUCGGCGACAGGUCUCUCCAUAGCAUACCAUUACAUACUUGGCUGGAGCUUCAGUUUGAAUGGAGCUGCACCUGUCCUCAACUCAUCUAACCUACCUGAGCUGCCAAGAUUACCUCACCAGAAGCGCUCCCUAUCUGAAACUUUGGUGAUAGUGCUGCCAUUUGCCACAGCUGGUUUCAUCAUCGCAUUGCUCAUUGUUGUAUUCAUGUUUAUGCAAAGAUGGUUGAGGUAUGCUGAGCUCCGUGAAGAUUGGGAGGUCGAGUUCGGGCCGCACCGGUUCUCUUACAAGGACCUCUUCCAUGCUACUAAAGGGUUUGUGAGCAAACAAUUACUUGGGACAGGAGGGUUUGGGAGAGUGUACAAAGGGGUCCUUCUAGAAUCUAACUUGGAGAUUGCAGUAAAGAUGGUGUCGCAUGAUUCUAAGCAAGGAAUGAAAGAGUUUAUCGCGGAAAUCGUUAGCAUGGGGAAGCUUCGACACAAGAAUCUAGUGCAGCUACUUGGAUAUUGCCGUCGCAAAGGCGAACUUCUAUUGGUCUAUGACUACAUGUCAAAUGGUAGCCUCGACAAGCAUUUAUAUGACCAGAGCAGACCUGUUUUAAGUUGGAACAUGAGGUUCCACAUCAUCAAAGGCAUUGCAUCUGGUUUGUUGUACCUCCAUGAGGAUUGGGAACAGGUUGUUGUUCACCGAGACAUCAAGGCAAGCAAUGUUCUUCUUGACAGUGAAAUGAAUGGAUGUUUAGGUGACUUUGGCCUUGCAAAGAUGUACAGUCAUGGCACCAACCCAAGGACCACAAAUGUCGUUGGCACCAUGGGGUAUCUCUCCCCUGAGCUGCUCCGCACAGGGAAAGCAUCACCAGGAACCGAUGUUUUUGCAUUUGGGAUGUUUCUAUUGGAGGUGACCUGUGGACGAAGGCCACUAGAGCAUGACCAGGUCGUGCUGCUAGACUGGGUGCUCGAGCACUGGAACAAAGGAGCAAUUCUUGACACGGUGGAUGCACGGUUGAGUGAUCAGUACAGUGCAGAAGAGGCGAGCUUGGUUCUAAAGCUGGGGCUCCUAUGCUUGCAGCCAAUGCCUAAUGCACGGCCUAGCAUGCGGCAAGUCUUGCAGUACCUCGAUGGUACAUUGACAGUCCCAGAAAUGGCAAUGAUGAACCUGGACUAUGGCACUCUGAUGUUUCUGCAAAGUGAGGGGUUCGACUCAUAUGCCAUGUUGGAUGCGUCAUCAUUUGCAACAACAAGCAUCGGUCCUGGAUCUGACCUCUCAGGAGGACGAUGA
Molecule: messenger RNA, 2190 nt
Organism: Sorghum bicolor (sorghum)
Lineage: Eukaryota; Viridiplantae; Streptophyta; Magnoliopsida; Poales; Poaceae
Product: L-type lectin-domain containing receptor kinase IV.2
Exons: 1
Coding region: 181-2190 (669 amino acids)
Biological process (GO): protein phosphorylation
Cellular component (GO): plasma membrane
Molecular function (GO): protein kinase activity; ATP binding; carbohydrate binding
Source: RefSeq, a predicted model, not a curated record